UUAAUUAAUUAAACUAAAUGUCAUUUGUUGAUUGAAUAAGAUAUACAAAUUAAUCUUGAUGAUUGUAGUACACCGCGAAGCACUGGAUCUCCGGGGCGUGACAUCUCCGAACUCGACCACCGAACUAAUUCACCAUACUCUCACUGCACUGAACUUCACUCCGUUGCACUUCCCUUCUCUAUCUCUCUCUCUCUCUCUGAUUUCUAUUUCCAUGGAUCUUUGCUGAUUUUACAGAUCCAACAUGUCCAACUUCCUCGCUCAGUUCCAAACAAUUAAGAAUUCCUCCGAUCGCCUCGUCAUUUCAGUGGAGGAUGUGAGUGAUUUGUGGCCAACUGUCAAGCCUGCAUUUGAGGCGCGGUUGCCGUUCAAAAGGGCAAGUUUGAAUAACAAGACAAGGAACCCUGUCUUGGUUGAGAAAUUGUCGGCCGAGUUCAUAUUAACGACAGAUUCAAGGCUGCGUAGCCGGUUCCCUCAAGAGCAGUUGCUAUUCUGGUUUCGAGAGCCGUAUGCAACUGUUGUGCUCGUUACCUGCGAGGAUCUUGAUGAGUUUAAAACCAUCCUUAAACCACGCCUCAAAUUAAUUGUCCAGAAUGAUGAAAGGGAAUGGUUUAUUGUAUUUGUAUCUAAAGCUCAUCCAGCUAAUGAUCAGGCAAACAAAAUGGCAAAGAAAGUAUAUGCUAAACUCGAAGUUGAGUUUAGCUCCAGAAAAAGAGAAAGAUGCUGCAAAUAUGAUAUGCAUUUCCCUGAAGCAAAUUUUUGGGAUGAUCUGGAAUCAAAGAUAAUGGAAUGCAUCAGAAAUACACUGGAUAGGCGCGUACAAUUUUAUGAGGAUGAGAUACGGAAGCUCAGUGAGCAGCGCCUCAUGCCAGUCUGGAACUUCUGUAAUUUUUUCAUUCUGAAGGAAAGCUUGGCUUUUAUGUUUGAAAUGGCCCACCUCCAUGAAGAUGCAUUACGGGAAUAUGAUGAACUAGAACUCUGCUAUCUUGAAACAGUUAACAUGACUGGAAAACAAAGAGACUUUGGUGGGGCAGACCAUGGUGACGAUCAAGCAGCAAUUCUCAAUCCAGGAAAAAAAGCAUUGGCGCAGAUUGUCCAAGAGGAUUCGUUUAGGGAGUUUGAAUUCCGACAGUAUCUGUUUGCCUGCCAAUCAAAGCUGUUAUUCAAGCUAAAUCGACCUAUUGAGGUAGCAUCACGAGGUUAUUCAUUCAUAAUAAGCUUCUCAAAAUCUUUGGCAUUGCAUGAGCGUAUUCUACCUUUUUGUAUGCGUGAAGUCUGGGUGAUAACUGCUUGUUUAGCUUUAAUUGAAGCAACCACUUCCAACUAUAGUGAUGGACUUGUGGCACCUGACGUAGAGAAGGAGUUCUUUCGUCUUCUUGGUGACCUAUAUUCUCUAGCCAGAGUUAAGUUCAUGAGGCUAGCAUAUUUAAUUGGGUAUGGAACUGAUAUAGAAAGAAGUCCUGUCAACAGUGCUUCCUUAAGCUUGCUACCUUGGGUGCUUGAGAAAGAAAAGUUGAUUCUCCAAGCGACGCCUAUUAGCAAGCACUUCGGUAUCCAGAGGAAACCCUUGCCCCUUGAACCUACUGUACUUCUACGAGAGGCCAACAGGCGGAGGGCUUCACUUUCUGCUGGAAAUGUGUUUGAAAUGUUUGAUAGCCGCCAAGCUUUAAUGGAAGGAUCAGGUUUUGAUGCAUCCCCCAAGAUGUCACCACAAAAAGUACUUUCGAAUUCCAUGACACGCACUAAUUCUUCUCCAGGAAACUUUGAUAGCUCAAUUGGCAGACCUAUGAGGCUUGCUGAGAUUUAUAUUGCUGCCGAACAUGCUUUGAAGCAGACAAUUUCUAAUCUUGAGAUGUUAAAAUCAUUAUCAUCAUCUGAGGAGUUUGAGAAAAAAUAUUUAGAGCUAACUAAAGGUGCUGCUGACAAUUACCACCGUUCCUGGUGGAAAAGACAUGGAGUUGUCCUUGAUGGUGAGAUAGCUGCUGUUUCCUUUAAACAUGGACAUUUUGACCAAGCUGCAAAGUCAUAUGAGAAGGUUUGUGCACUGUAUGCUGGUGAAGGAUGGCAGGAGUUGUUGGCUGAGGUCCUUCCCAAUUUAGCCGAGUGUCAGAAGAUUCUUAAUGAUCAAGCUGGCUACUUGCUAUCCUGUGUGAGGUUACUUUCUCUUGAAGAUGGAUUAUUUUUGACGAAAGAGCGUCAAGCUUUUCAGGCAGAAGUGGUUCGUCUUGCUCAUAGUGAAAUGAAGGACCCUGUACAUCUUGAUGUAUCAUCAUUAAUUACAUUUUCUGGAAAUCCUGGGCCUCCAUUGGAGUUAUGCGAUAGGGAUCCUGGUAUCCUUUCAGUAAAUGUCUGGAGUGGUUUUCCAGAUGAUAUAACUCUAGACUCAAUCAGUCUUACGUUAAUGGCAACAUAUAACGCAGAUGAAGGUGUAAAGGCAUUGAAAAGUUCUACAGCUAUUGUAUUACACCCUGGUCGAAAUACUAUUACCUUGGAUCUACCACCUCAGAAACCAGGAUCAUAUGUUCUUGGAGUUCUUACUGGGCAGAUUGGACAGUUGAGGUUUAGAUCUCAUGGUUUUUCAAAAGUUGGUCCUGCAGAGAGUGAUGAUGUAAUGAGUUAUGAAAAGCCAGCUAAACCCAUUUUGAAGGUUUCCAAACCUAGAGCCCUUGUUGAUCUUGAUGCUGCUGUUUCAUCUGCUUUGUUAAUAAAUGAACACCAAUGGGUUGGCAUUUUUGUUCGGCCGUUAAAUUACUCCCUCAAGGCCGCUGUCUUGCAUAUUGAUACUGGUCCAGGAUUGGAGAUUGAAGAGUCACACAUAAUUGAGAUGGAAAGCUAUGCUGGUGUAUCAGAGAAUGAUGAUGGCCAGGUGCAGAAGGCUGGUGCUCAAAUAGAUUCCUUAAAUUCUGAGAAAAAGUUUGAACGUUCAACUCUUCAUGAUGGUAAAAUAGUGUUUCCGAAUUGGGCAAGCGACACGCCUUCUAUACUUUGGGUUUUGAUUCACGCCAUCAGUGACACGCUCAACAGAGGAUCAUCUUCAGUCACAACAAGGAGAGAGAGUAUUGUAGAUGGAAUGAGAACAAUAGCUCUGAAACUUGAAUUUGGAGCAUUCCACAAUCAGAUAUUUGAAAGGACCCUUGCAGUGCAUUUUACACAUCCUUUCUAUGUGAGGACACGUGUUACUGAUAAAUGCAAUGAUGGUACCCUGCUUCUGCAGGUAAUACUUCACUCUGAAGUAAAGGCUACAUUGACCAUAUACGAUGCUUGGCUCGAUCUUCAAGAUGGAUUUGUUCAUUCCGGUCAAACUGAGGGUAGACCUAAUUCAAGCUUCUUCCCACUAAUCAUAUCUCCCACUUCCAAAGCAGGAAUUUUGUUUAGUAUCUUCCUAGACAACACAGAUGCAGAAGAAGCCAAGAAGCAACCAGAAAGCAUAUUAAAUAUUAAAUAUGGAGUUUCUGGUGAUAGAACAAUUGGAGCCCAUCCUCCUUUUAUAAAUGAAUCUAUGGAAGUUGAGGGUGCUAGACAGGAAUUGAUCUUCAAGAGUGCAAUUAUUUUGCAAAGGCCUGUGCUUGAUCCGAGCCUAGCCGUUGGUUUUCUUCCUCUCCCUUCAGAUGGCCUAAGAGUUGGACAACUAGUUAAGAUGCAAUGGAGGGUGGAAAGGUUGAAGGAUUGGAAUGAGAAAGAAAUUUCUGAACAGAAUGAUGAGGUUCUGUAUGAGGUAAACGCAAAUUCUGGAAAUUGGAUGAUUGCUGGAAGGAAAAGAGGGCAUGUAUCUCUCUCCAAAAAUCAAGGUGCAAGGAUAAUUAUCACCGUAUUAUGCAUGCCAUUAGUGGCUGGUUAUGUGCGUCCUCCUCUACUAGGGCUGCCAGAAAUUGAUGAGGCAAAUAUAAAGUGCAAACCUUCUGGGCCACAUCUAGUUUGUGUUUUGCCGCCAGCGCUCAGCUCAUCCUUCUGUAUUCCGGUUAAUUCAUGAUCUUACACGGUGUUUCUACUCAAGCUUGAUUGAGAUUGUUCCAUAGGAAAGUGUAACUUUUUGCCUGUAGUUUUCAACUCUUCAUUACAUGAAAAAUCUCCAGUAGUUAGAUUUGUGUUGCUUACAGCUUUUCAGGCAGUAUUCUGAAUCAAGAGUGUCGGCAUAAUGGUUUAUGUACAGUGGAAUUUUGUCUUGUACGAUAGAUACAUAGACCAUUACAUUCUUUUGUCCCAUUAAAUUAAAAAUGAUAUAAAAUAUUGGAAUCAUAGACAUUUGUGAGUUUUA
Cicer arietinum (chickpea) is the source of this 4252-nucleotide messenger RNA. RefSeq names its product trafficking protein particle complex II-specific subunit 130 homolog. Gene Ontology annotation, cellular component: TRAPPII protein complex. Lineage: Eukaryota; Viridiplantae; Streptophyta; Magnoliopsida; Fabales; Fabaceae. Gene Ontology annotation, biological process: intra-Golgi vesicle-mediated transport; early endosome to Golgi transport. The record is from RefSeq and is a predicted model, not a curated record.